UAUGGAAGAUGCACAUACUCAUCUGUUAUCUCUUUCUGAAGAUAAAGAUGCAGCAUUUUUUGCAGUAUAUGACGGUCAUGGAGGAGCAAAAGUUGCUCAAUAUGCUGGAAAUCAUGUUCACAAAAAGAUAGUCGGACAUCCUUCAUAUAAAAAAGGGGAUGUAGUUGAUGCCAUCAAGCAAGGAUUUUUGGAAAUUGAUUCUGACAUGUUAAAAGAUGAAAAUAUGAGAGAUGAACUUGCAGGAACAACAGCAGUUGUUGUGUUGUUGAAAAAUAACAAGAUAUUUUGUGUGAAUCGAGUAAAGUCUGGUAAAUCUGGAUCGUCAUUAACAGCCUGUAAUACCUUAUCUACAAUCUGUGAGGAAUUGAUGAAUUUGUGCUUAGCUCCAGAUUGUCAAAUGGGAGGACUAGGUUGUGACAACAUGACUGUUGUACUGGUUUGUCUACUGCAAGGAAUGACUUAUGAAGAACUUGCUGCAAAGUGUGCUUGUCCACCACUCCCGCAUCCAAUAGAUGAGGUUCCGCCACAUGGAUCUGACUCUUCAACUUCAGAGACAGAAGAUGCAGAUGAUGAUGAACACAGUAAAGAGACAAAAGGAAAAGAUGAUAAGUCGAUUCAACAAGCUCAGGAAACGAGUGAUACCAUAUCUAAUGAAUCCAGCGAAUCGUCUGCACUAUUUUGCAAUGAAAAGUCAUCUCGAUCCCACUUAUCCAGUAAAGGAAUGGUAGAAAAUUCGGUUAGGGAAGGUAGCGAAAUGGCUGUAGCGUGAUCAACAAGAAGUCUAUAAUAUAAUACUUUCAACAACAACAACAAAAAAAAGGCAUUAUUGUUUAAAAAAAGAAAAAAAAAAUGAAAUUGUUUCUGGCAAGUCUCCAGCAGUUGUCAU
Centruroides sculpturatus (bark scorpion) is the source of this 886-nucleotide messenger RNA. Its product is annotated as probable protein phosphatase 2C T23F11.1. Gene Ontology annotation, molecular function: cation binding; protein serine/threonine phosphatase activity. The transcript has 5 exons. NCBI's taxonomy places the organism in Eukaryota, Metazoa, Arthropoda, Arachnida, Scorpiones, Buthidae. The coding region runs from base 2 to 769 and encodes 255 amino acids. The record is from RefSeq and is a predicted model, not a curated record. Gene Ontology annotation, biological process: protein dephosphorylation.